Messenger RNA from Symbiodinium sp. CCMP2456, 663 nucleotides. The record is from the annotation of a GenBank genome assembly. Lineage: Eukaryota; Dinophyceae; Suessiales; Symbiodiniaceae.
AUGACACAGGCCCGGGACCAAGACGCCACAGAGGCGUUCUUUUUGCGUAACAUCCCUGCGAAGUGCAAUGCGGAAACCUUGCGCAACUUCCUCGAGUCAAAGGGUUUGACAAACUUCCAGAUGGACAUGGCUCUGUUUCCGAACGGCAAGUCGCGGGGCUAUGCAGUGAUCCGGGUCCGCGCCAGGUUCGCAGUGCAAAACGUUGUCGACAACAUCCACGGCCAAUUUAUUCCUGGCUUUCACAAACCAGCUCCACUCUGCUGGGAGCCGUUGAUGGACAGAGGGCCGCCGAGAUGUGCUCAGUCCCCAAACUUCGUGCCGGCAGAAAGGCCGCAACCGUUGCCACUCGGGGCCUGUGGUCACUCGUAUGAGUUUCGUGGCCACAACAUCCUGGGCAAGGAGGGCACCUUCAAGGCACCAAAGGUACAGGCAGUGGCAUCUUUGGCAACCACGGGGACAGGUGUUCCCAAGAGCGAGCCUGGACGUCAACUUCAUACCCUUUGCAGUCUCGCAGACGGCACGGACACAGCUUUCGCUUUGCCGAGUCAGAUGGCACCGAUCGAGGCCACCAUGGCAGGUAGGCAGGCAUGUCUGGUCUUGAGACACGAGCCAGCUUGUACAAUAAUGCUUAGCGCUGAGGGGAAGAUACAUUACUGUCUGUAG